AUGUUGAAACCCAGCGGAUUACUUUUGGUUGGUAUCCUUAUCCAUUGCUUCUGGAAGGUUGUGACGUUCGAUGCCAAAGUGAAGACAACGGCAGAGAAGAAACUAAUACGCGACUUGUUGGAUCGGUACAAUCAAUAUGGUGUGAUUGGCCGGCCUGUGAACGACAGCCGACAGCAAAUGAAGGUUCAGUACGGUCUACAGCUGAUCCAGAUACUCGGGUUGGAUGAGAACAAACAGCUGCUGAGAACCAGCUGCUGGACCCUUUACCGUUGGAACGAUGCAUUACUUCGAUGGAACGCCAGUCAGUACGACGGAAUAGAAACAGUGCGGGUAUUUCCAAGUCAAAUUUGGACACCGGAUAUUAAAUUAUAUAACUUUGCCGACGAACGUCUCCAGGAGGCCAGAGAGGCUGGUUUGGUGGUGUACAGCGAUGGAAACAUUCUUUGGCAGCAGCAGGCGCUGUUCAAAAGCACUUGUCAGGUGGAAAUAACCUACUUCCCAUUUGACAGCCAAGUUUGCAUGUUGGAAUUUGGUUCUCUUUCCUACGACAAGGAGUUGCUGGAAUUAGAAUGGUGGACCCCGGACAACAGCAUAAAUCCGAUGCCAUAUGUGGACUUUUCCGACUACAUCCCAGCCAACGACUGGUACACAGACGGUGAGAGCGAACAACACCUGCCACAUGAGCAACGUACGAGACAGGUGAGCACGUCUUGA
Messenger RNA from Dicrocoelium dendriticum, 714 nucleotides. The record is from the annotation of a GenBank genome assembly. Lineage: Eukaryota; Metazoa; Platyhelminthes; Trematoda; Plagiorchiida; Dicrocoeliidae.